This is a messenger RNA of Drosophila eugracilis, 4203 nucleotides long. Its product is annotated as RNA-binding protein MEX3B. The transcript is spliced from 3 exons. The record is from RefSeq and is a predicted model, not a curated record. The coding region runs from base 538 to 2601 and encodes 687 amino acids. Lineage: Eukaryota; Metazoa; Arthropoda; Insecta; Diptera; Drosophilidae. Gene Ontology annotation, molecular function: RNA binding.
CACUGUGAUAGCCGGCAAUGUAACGUAAUUUGAUUGAGUUCUUAGUAUGGUGCGCUAAAUCAACAAUUAAUGUUUCGGUUGAAAAUAUUUAUCAGGAAACGUUCUUUCAUGUUAUUCAUUAUAUUCUGUUUUUCUUCCUGCUCAUUACAUUUACAAAAGGCGUGUCGAAAUACUGCCGGGAUGUGUACCUGACAAUCUAUGUUUUCUAGUGUACACACGUAUAUGUUGGGUCACUACUUCGUUUUAUUAACAGAUUUACUUGUAAGAUAAAACAUUAGUUGUUAGCUUGGUUUAAUUGCUAGGAAACAAUAAAAAUACAAUUUUAAGAUCGGCGAAUACAUACCGUUGCUAUAUAUGUACUUAUGUGUUUAUAUGUACUGUGUUCUUGGACUCAGAGAGGGUAAAAGGAGAAAAUAAGUUACAAGGGAAAAGCCACUAAGGGAUAAAUACCAAAUAUUACGGUGCUCAUACAUAUAAAUUGAAUUUGACUCGGAAAAUGUGGCCGUAUGACAAAAGCUUAGAGUUUAAUACAUUGACAUGUCUAUAGCACACCUAAAAACUGAAUUUACUGGGUUCAAUAGAGUAAGUUCGAAUUCUGCAUCCAGUGCCAUCUCAUCUUUCAACAUCCCCGCGGCUACUGUGUCAUCGAGCUCUUCUUCAUCGCGCGAAAGUGCUGUUGCGCCAGUAAUCAUUUCGCCCAAAAAAAGGGAUAAAGGUGCUGUUGUGAUGUCGGCUCAGGUCACAUCGAAGAUCCUGGGUAACAUAAACACAAAAGAGUCGAUUCAAAAGACAAACCCCGUACACCAUCACGAAAUGGCCGAACAAACUAAAGUCAGUGCGACAUCUCUACCGCUGUCCGACGAUCCGCGAACAUUACAACUGGCGUUGGAACUAUCACUUGUCGGAUAUAAUGACAAUCGUUAUACACAACCUGUUCAAUCCCUACCAUUGCCCCUUAAUGCACAAAGUGACUUUGAAUUAGGUACAAUGCCAGCGUUCUCCAAAACAGACAGCACCCUGCCACUUGCAUCGGCUCCGAGUUGCCUCUUAUUACCUGCUGCCGGCACCGUUAGCUUAGAAGACCGAUCUAAGAAGUCGCAAAAUAUGACCGAAUGUGUUCCAGUCCCCAGUUCUGAACAUGUUGCUGAGAUAGUGGGCAGACAAGGUUGCAAAAUAAAAGCUUUGAGGGCCAAAACUAACACUUACAUUAAGACACCGGUUCGAGGAGAAGAACCAGUAUUCGUGGUGACUGGUCGUAAGGAAGAUGUUAACAAGGCUAAACGAGAAAUACUUUCCGCAGCUGACCACUUCAGUUUGAUACGCGCUUCACGCAAGCCCAUGAGCGACGGCCACAAUGGCGGAGGUUCAGGAAGUACGAGUGGUUCCGGAGGUGGAGCAGUUCCCCGCUUACAGUCAGGUCCACCAUGUAUGCCUGGACAAGUUACCAUACAGGUACGUGUUCCCUACCGUGUAGUUGGACUUGUUGUUGGGCCCAAAGGCGCUACGAUAAAACACAUCCAACAAGAAACUCAAACUUACAUUGUGACACCAUCGCGAGAGAAGGAACCUAUUUUUGAAGUGACUGGCUUGCCAGACAACGUAGAUACAGCACGAAAGCAGAUAGAAGCACACAUUGCUCUUCGAACUGGAACCGGAUCUGGACACUGUGAUGCUAUUACUGUGAAAGGUAGUGAAUCAGUUGAGGCAAAAGAGUUUUCGCCCCUGCCGACAAUAAAUUCUUUAACCCAAAUACUAAAUGACGACUUAAAUUCAGAAAUUUUGUCUUCUAUAUACAAUAAUGCUAUUCCAUCUACACAAGGUUAUGCAAAUAAUUCAGUUAAAAUUAUUGGAAACGAUUCAAUGAAGCCUAUACCAAAUCAUCAAUCUGGCAUUUGCUUUACAAAAAAUGAGUUUCCUGAUAUGGAAUUGGCAGCACAUAUAACGGGAGCAGGAGUAUCAGAUAAACAUCUUCCGGGAAAUGAAGUUGCAAUGCCCUUUGCCAAAACUAAUGUAGUAUUUCGUAACACAUCUAAUAAAUCAUUGUCCUUCUGCACUCCCACAUCUACAUCAGCGAGUGCAAAUAUAUUAACAAGAUCUUGUUCGUCUGCUUCCUCAACAACUUCAACAAAGAGUACCAAUAAUAGCGUUAACACGCCUCCGGAAAUAUUGAGUAUAUGGAAAAAUAUAAGUGAUUCAAUUGACGUCGACGAGGGUAUAGGGGAUUCGCCAAGUAUCUGGAAUCAACCGCCAAAUAUAGCCACAGCUCACUGCUCACCCACUAUCUCAGUUAGUCCAACGGACUCACUCUUAGGCCUGGGUGAACAUUCUGCAAAUCCAAAGAUUCUGCACCACAGUAAGGGGUCGACUAUAUGCAUCAACCAGCAAAAGACACAAUCCAUUCAGUUGCAAUCUAACACCGACAAAUUUUUAAUAAACCGCGAAUGUUUUGUUUGUAAUGAAAAUGAUGUUACUACUGCUUUGGUUCCAUGUGGGCAUAAUAUGUUUUGCAUGGAGUGCGCAAAUCAAAUCUGCAUUUCCAUGGAAGCAGUUUGUCCGGUUUGCAAUUCUAUUGUUUACCAUGCAAUGCGCAUUUUAGGAUAAAUCGAAUUUGAUUAGGUUCUAUGCUACAGAUUGUUUAAAUAAUUAUUUAGAUUUAUAAUUUGUUAAUGAUACUUUCUUGGUCUUGACUUCAAGAAGUGCAUGAAAAUUAGUACUAAAGUUUACAAUUUAAACAUUUGACUUUAAAUAGUUUAGUUAUUUUAGGUGAUUCGGGCUUUGCGAAUUGUAAUAUUUAUCAUGGUGCUAAAGCGCAUCCGAAAUUUUUGAUCGAAAAUACAUUUUUGAAACAGUUGGAAACUGUAAGCUAAAAGUGGCUUGAAAUUAACCUUUUUUACCAAUUUAAAACAUUAAAUGAUUUUUAAGAAAAUUUAACUGUCCUCCAAAAACAUUUUGUUGUAACCUUUUGCAUUAAAUUUAACUUUAGAUAAAGAAGUUACAUUUCUGCUACCACUGGUUGGGUCAGGCCUUAAAAAAUGUCUAUCCUAGUUUAAUUGAUGAGUGUUAAGCAAGUAAUAUUUGUUUUGUAUCGAAUUAGCCUAUAUUACUCCUAUUGUAAGGACACAUUUCUUCCUUUCGAGUUAACGGAAAAUAAAAAGAAGAAAAUAGUGUCUAUUAAAUGUGAUCAUUGUAUGUAAUGUAUGAGCAUAUUGCAGUGGUUGUUGGCGACAUUUUCAAUGUUUAAUAUUUUUUUUAAUUUAACAACGCCACCCCCUUUUUUAUUUCAUAUUGCAUCAGAUAAAACUUUUUUUGGAGUUUAAAAACUUUAAAAUAUUCCUAACAUAUUCUUAAAUUUUAAGCCGAAACGUGUUAUGUUAUAUACUAAAUAUGUCAAUCAAAUAGACUUUUAUAACAGUUUAAAAAGCUAUGACGACCAAUUUUAAUAUAUUAUAAACGCACUCCAUAUUUUUUACAUAAGUAACAUGUUUUCGCUUUUUAGAAUUUUUAUUUUUCAGACAAAAAGAUAAUUUUACAUAUCAUUCCGAUAAAUAGGCUCUUAUAGUUUCAUAUUUUAAAGCGGUCGUAAAAUAAUAAAAUUGCUAAUAGAAUAAUUUGUUGUGGUAAAUGUUAAAUACUCGAUAAGAGGCUAUUAUCCCAAUGCUAAAUACAUUACUUUAAAGUUGGUUAUUUUUAUAACAGAACACUAGUCAUGCAUGCAUUAAACAUUUUAACUGGAAAAUGAAAAGAAAACUACAAAUUGGCAGAAAUACAGACAUUUUUUGAUCAAUGUUAGUGCAAACUAACUUACAGCAAAACUGAUAUAAAGUGUCUGUGUGUACAUAAAACCAAAACUAAAAAUUGACUUCACGAUAAAUAAAUAGUAUAAAGAUGGAGGAAUUUUUAAAAAAAUAAUUUUUUUCUAUUUUAUAAAAAACGAAAAAGUCACCGAUAGCCGCUACGCACUUAAAAUUUGAAUUUUUAAAUUUAAUAUCCAAUAUUUUUUAUUCUAUUUUAAAAAAAUAGAUAUCCAUAUUUUUGAUCAAGCUCACAAACCGAGUCGUCUACUUAUUGGCCAUACAUGGAAAUACAAGCUUCUAGAAAAUACAUAUAAAUGAUAGUAAAGAUAAAAUUCCAACAUUGAAUAAAAACAAGAGGAAACGCUAUAGUCGACUGCCGCGACUAUAAGAUACCCGUUACUGUUUUACA